AUGCGAGUCGUGUACUUUGUAGUCUUGGCUGCGUUGGCCCAGCACGCCAGGGCUGGCGACGCUACAGACGGAACCGAACUGGUUUCAACUUUUUUGGUACAUCGGCACGGCGACAGGACGCCGGUGGAGAUCACCCUGGCCAUGUCCACGGACCCCGCCGCGCUGGAGCAGGCCGCGGCUCCCUAUGGCUUUGGACAACUCACUGAGUUCGGUAAGAAGACCAGCUACAAAGUGGGAGAGUACAUCAGGUCACGUUACGGCGCUCUGCUCUCGGACCGAUACAACGCCUCCGAGAUCUUCAUCCGGUCCACGGACUCGACACGCACGAAGAUGACUGUCCUGACCGCGAUGGCCGCCGUCUACCCACCUCCUGAAGACAACUGGAGCUCAGAGAUUCACUGGACCCCUGUGCCCUACACCACCGUGCCACCUAAAUAUGACCAUAACCUGGCCAACCUCAACUGUCCGGAGUUCAUCUCGUUCUACUACGACCAGUUCAUGAAACCUUCCGAGAAGAUGGCACCCUACCGCGACUUCCUGGCGAGAUGGUCUGAAAUUCUCGGCUUCGACCUCGUGCAGAUGCCCGCCUUGGCGUACAUGUUCUACGACGUAUACACUGCUCAGCUCGGGCUGGGCGUCCCGCUGGACGAGGCUACGGCGCAGAAGUUCCCCGAGAUCGAGGCGGCGGCCGGGGCGGCCAUCGACGUCGUGUUCGGAGAUGAAAACUACAUCGCGCUACAAGCGGGAGUGUUGCUGAAUGAGUUCUUGAAGGCGGCGGCGGCGGUGGUGGGGGGCGAGAGCGCGCGGCGAGUGCACGUGUACUCCGCGCACGACUACAACGUCUACUCCCUGAUGGCCGUCUCCAGGAUCAGUCCGCGACAAGGAGUGCCCAAGUACGGCUCCGUAUUCUCCCUCGAGCUGAGAAAGGUCACCGCGACCGGGAAGUAUGUAGUUUUGCCCGUUUAUCUAAGAUCUCCGUACGAGCAGAUCCAGUACCUGCAGGUGGAGGGCUGCAGCGCGCUGCUGUGUGACCUGGAAGAGUUUCAGCAGCUCACCUCCCGCUACGUGCUCGAAGAGGACGAGUGGAGGACAAAGUGCGGCUUCACGCACGACCUCGAAGUGGACGACUCCAGCAUUAACUAA
This is a messenger RNA of Bombyx mandarina (wild silkworm), 1143 nucleotides long. RefSeq names its product prostatic acid phosphatase. The record is from RefSeq and is a predicted model, not a curated record. NCBI's taxonomy places the organism in Eukaryota, Metazoa, Arthropoda, Insecta, Lepidoptera, Bombycidae. Gene Ontology annotation, molecular function: phosphatase activity. Gene Ontology annotation, biological process: dephosphorylation.